This is a messenger RNA of Drosophila busckii, 2743 nucleotides long. RefSeq names its product protein O-mannosyl-transferase TMTC4 (gene Tmtc4). The transcript has a single exon. NCBI's taxonomy places the organism in Eukaryota, Metazoa, Arthropoda, Insecta, Diptera, Drosophilidae. The coding region runs from base 26 to 2146 and encodes 706 amino acids. Gene Ontology annotation, cellular component: endoplasmic reticulum. Gene Ontology annotation, biological process: endoplasmic reticulum unfolded protein response; protein O-linked glycosylation via mannose. The record is from RefSeq and is a predicted model, not a curated record. Gene Ontology annotation, molecular function: protein binding; mannosyltransferase activity.
UCGCGUGUGAUUGUGAGUUGGCGACAUGUUCAACCUGAAUCAGCCUCACCGUGCUGCACUGCACAGCUUUGUGUGUCAGUCUAUACUAGUAUUGAUAUGUCUGGUAUGCUAUGGAUACGGCGGUCUGAGCGGUGCAAAUUUUGUAUUCGAUGACACUGUGGCCAUUGUUAAAAACAAAAAUGUAAACUCAUUGCCUACCAAUUGGACUGCCAUAUUUACACAUGAUUUCUGGGGCGCACCACUGAAUAGCCGAGAUUCGCACAAGUCCUAUCGUCCUCUGACAACGCUUAUGUUUCACUACGAAUACGCACUCCUGGGCCUAAGUGCAGGCUAUAUGAAAUUUCUUAAUCUGAUGCUACACUGUGUGAAUACGUUGCUUAUGUGGCGUCUAGUGCGUUCGUUCUUUAUAGUCGCCCUUGACGUUGAACGCUGGGCAACAUUAUCGGCGGCGCUAUUUGCUGCACAUCCAGUACAUACCGAAGCCGUUUCAGGUGUUGUAGGUCGCGCCGAACUUAUGUUUUGUCUUAUACAUCUGCUUUGCCUGUUGCUGACUGUGGCGAAUGUGGACAAGCGCAGCGCCAGCAGCUAUGCCUUAAUACUGCUGCUCACAGCUAUAGGCAUGCUGUUUAAGGAAUCUGCCGUGACCAUACCGUUCUCCUGCAUUAUGGUGGAUUAUUUUCAGACUAGCACCUAUAUGCUGCCAUGGAGUGUGCAGCUGGAUGCUGCAGUCAAUCGCAUGCGUUACGUGUGCUUAACGACUGGCUCAUUGUUUCUACUACUACUGCGUCUCUGGUGGCAAAACUUUGAAAGGCCACACUUCAAGGAAGUGGACAACCCCAUUGCAUACAAUGAUCAUCUGUUGACGCGUGGUCUAUCACAGCAAUUUCUAUUUGCUAUCAACUUUUGGCUGCUGCUCUGCCCGCAAUGGUUGUGCUUUGACUGGGCAGUGGGAUGCGUGCGGCUGAUUGAAAACAUGUGGGAUAUACGUCUGCAGUCGGUUAUUGCCAUCUACUGCCUCGUCAUAUUGGCCUUCACGACUUUUAGACGUCUAGCUGGGCUGAUGUUGAGUCUGGCUUUGAUCGUUAUACCCUUUCUGCCCGCCUCGGGCAUCAUUAGCGUGGGCUUCGUCAUUGCCGAGCGUGUGCUGUAUGUGCCUUCGAUUGGAUUUUGUAUGCUAAGUAUGUAUGGCUUUCUUUACUGCUACGAGGGUGUGUCCAACAAGAAGACAUUGCGGGUGAUGCUCCAAGUAUCGCUCAUGCUGCUCUAUGCUGUUAUGAUGGUGCGCACUAAACAACGCGCUGCCGAGUGGCUAACCGAGGAUAAACUGUUUACAUCGGCCUUAACUGUAUGUCCCAAUAAUGCCAAGGUGCACUACAACAUAGCACGUCUGGCCACGGAUACGGGCAAUACUACCAGAGCCUUUUUGCAUUAUCACAAAGCCAUUCAAUUGUAUCCGAAUUAUGAAUCGGCGCUAAUGAACCUUGGCAAUUUGUAUCGCGAAAAUGGUGAUUUGAUUACAGCAGAAGCUUACAUACGCAAGGCAUUGAAAGUUUAUCCAAGAUUUCCCGUGGCCUGGAUGAAUCUGGGCAUAGUGCAGUCAGCUCGACAGAAAUACAACGAAGCUUUGUACAGCUAUGAGCAGGCACUUAAGCUUAGACCCGGCUAUGCAGUCUGCUAUUACAAUUUGGGCAACUUAUUUUUGGAGCAGCAACGCUAUGUCGAGGCAAUGCAGAAUUGGCAGCAAGCAGUCGCUUUGAAUCCACGACAACCAAAAGCCUGGGCUAAUAUACUCACUAUGCUUGAUAAUCGCGGCAUGUAUGAGGAUGCAUUGCGCAUAUCGGAACAGUCGCUUGAGCAUCUGCCCCACGAACCCAGCAUCUUGUUCAUACGCGCCAAUGUAUACGGCAAGCUAAAGCAUUAUGUGGAGGCAGAGACUUUAUAUAAGCAAAUAAUCGCACUUGAUCCGAAUAAUAUGCUCUAUCAUACCAAUCUGGGCGUGCUCUAUCAUCGCUGGGAUAAACUGCAAGAUGCCAUUGAAUCAUAUCAGACUGCUAUAAGCAUCAAUGCCUCCAAAGCAACAACUGCACGCGAUAAUCUGGUCAAGCUUCUCAAGCGCAUGGAGCGUGAGGCAAGCCCCAACAUUUAAAUUGGACAUGAACCAACUAACUAACGAGCUAAGCAAACUUGUCAUUAUUAUAAGACAUUUGAUAGAUAAAGAACGCAAAAUACUUUUUACAAAUAUUCCUAUUCUCAUACCUACAUAUAAAAAAUGUUUUCUCACAUUAGUGGGACUUACACACAAACGAUCUAUUCUCACAACAGUGAAACUUACACAUAAAGGAUCAAUUCUUACAACAGUACUUAAGACUUACACAUAAAGGAUCUCUCUACUCAUUCUACGAUUUUUAUACACUUUGACAAUUCAAAAUUUAACAAAGCGUAUCUGAUAAUCAGAAGAGCCAGCAGAGACACUUAAAAAGCAUUUAUUUUCUCGAUCAAAAAGGAUCACUUACGUUAUCCGUCCGUCCAUCUGUUUAAAUACCUAGAAUUAGAGACACCCAAAUUGAUUGAGUUAGAUCUUUCAUUGGAGCAUGUAAAACAUGUUUUAGAAUUAUGAGUUUAAAUAACAAUGCUAGUCAUUUUUUCAUAUACUAUACGAAAUUCCUGUCAAAGUGUAUGUGAAAGUUGGCUGCAUUCAACUUUAGCCUCACGCUGGCCUGCAAUCAAUAAGUAGUUAGCAAAC